Molecule: messenger RNA, 840 nt
Organism: Botrytis sinoallii
Lineage: Eukaryota; Fungi; Ascomycota; Leotiomycetes; Helotiales; Sclerotiniaceae
Exons: 1
Coding region: 1-840 (279 amino acids)
Source: RefSeq, a predicted model, not a curated record
AUGCGUAAUCAAUCUAUUCUUUCCUUCGCGCUGGUCGCAUUCGCCUCUACCUCCCUUGCUACUUCAUCUGUGGUUGAGAGGGGCAUGCCAAUCGAGGACCUUCAUGCUGCAAUUGUUUCCGCUGGUGCAGAAUUCGACCAGCUAACAGCGCGUGGCCAAGCUGAAUUUGCUUCCCUCGCUGCCUCUGCAGUCGAAAGAGAUGUAGAAGCGCGAGCAAACGAUGCCGCCUCACUACUUGCACUACUCCCGGCAGGCCAUGGUUCCUCGAAACGUGAGCCAGAAGAGGAAUCCAAAAGAGCAGAUAGUGCAGCUGGUCUUCUUGCUCUCCUUCCAGCUGGCCAUGGCGCCGACAAGAGGGCUGAUAGUGCAGCAGGCCUUCUCGCUCUCCUUCCAGCUGGCCAUGAAAAGCGUGAACCAUCUGAAGAGGAGGUUAAAAGGGCUGAGAACGCCGCUAGUCUUUUAGCUCUCCUUCCAGCAGGCCAUGGCGCUGACAAGAGAGCCGAUACUGCCGCCGGCCUCCUUGCUCUCCUUCCAGCUGGCCAUGAAAAGCGUGAACCAUCUGAAGAGGAGGUUAAAAGGGCUGAGAACGCCGCUAGUCUUUUAGCUCUCCUUCCAGCAGGCCAUGGCGCUGACAAGAGAGCCGAUACUGCCGCCGGCCUCCUUGCUCUCCUUCCAGCAGGACAUGGCGCUGAUAAGAGAGAUAACGCAGCUUCUCUUCUCGCAUUGCUUCCUGCUGGUCAUGGCUCCGACAAACGAGAGCCAUCCGAAGAGGAGGUCAAGAGAGCUGAGAGCGCCGCUAGCCUUCUUGCUCUUCUUCCAGCAGGGCAUGGUUCUGGUUAG